AUGUCUCAGCGCAAGGCGAGGAUCGCCGUGCUCGGCGCCGGCUGGUGGAGCCAGGGCUGGCACCUGCCGCACCUCUCGCGCCACUCCGAGGCUGAGAUCGUGGCGAUCGUCGAGCCAAACCCGCACCCGCGCUCGGCGAUCAACGAGCUAGAGAGCACCGCAGCGCUCGGAGAGCGUUACGGCUGCCCCGUCUUCAGCUCGCUCGCCGACGCGCUCGCGUCUCCGCUCCGGCUGGAUGGCUUGCUCGUCUGCACGUCGCACGCUUCUCACUUUGAGCUCGGAAUCGCCGGGCUGCGGGCGGGCCUGCACGGCCUCGCCUUCCUGAUCAACAACACGGCAAACUACCGCGCGCAGAGCCGGGCGGCGGCGGCGCUGGUCCGGGAGCGGCGGCGGGUCGGGCGGGUGCAGCACGUCCAGUGCUGCAUGCACAGCGCGCUGCUGUGGCUCUUCGACGACCCGAGCAACGAGGGGUGGACGCGCAGCACGGGCAGAAUGAGCGGCAACGGCUUCGGGUGGGGCCAGCUCUCUCACCUGCUCGCCUUUGUCUUUCACGCGGCGGGUGGCCAGCUGGGGAAGUACGUGUCGGCGCGCUUCUUCGGCGAUGAGGCGCCGCCCGAUACCGCACCACCCUCCGGACUGAACCCACAUUGGAUUCGAGACUCUGGAGGUAUGGUGUGGUACCAGGGGAUGGCGGUGUACGAGGGGCUCUCGAGGAGGGCGGGCGGCCUCGACGCGGACGACGAGGCGGCUGGCUCGGCUCGGCGGGCGGGCACCGGCCCGGAGAGCCUCUGCUCCUUUGUCGACGCCUGCCUUGGCAGGGAGCACUACGUCGGCGCGGGCGCAGAGGUGGGGCUCGCCGUCGUGAGGGCGAUCGACGCCAUGUACCGCUCCGCGCGGUCGGGCAGGCUGGAGGCAUGUGCGCCGGGCGAAGGGGCGGGGAUAGUGGGAGUCUUUGGCGUCGAGGCCGACAAGUGGGUGUGA
This is a messenger RNA of Emiliania huxleyi CCMP1516, 981 nucleotides long. RefSeq lists its product as hypothetical. The transcript has 7 exons. NCBI's taxonomy places the organism in Eukaryota, Haptophyta, Isochrysidales, Noelaerhabdaceae. The record is from RefSeq and is a predicted model, not a curated record. Gene Ontology annotation, molecular function: nucleotide binding. Bases 1 to 981 code for a protein of 326 amino acids.